AAAUAAGAAAAUGUGAUGUAUUUUUAUUGAAGCCUGUGUUCCUAUGAGUGUUAUCAAAGGGCAUCCCGAUCCCGAUCGAGUACUGCUAUUCGCACCUGUGUGCAUUUAAUCAUAAAAUAAAUCUGAAUAGCAAUCUGGGCUAGUGCUAACGAUAGCAUCGACACAAACAAACAAACACACACACACUCACCUAGAUAGUUCUCUCGGUGCUUGUCGCCCUUCACGUCGUCCCAGUUGAACUGGUCCUGGCCUCCACGCACGCCGCCGGACCGCGACGCCCCGAACAUCUUGGCGGUUCUCCGGGCUUCUCUCUCUCUCAGGGACCGCGGUGGUGUAGCGGUGCUAGCCGGCUAUAGGUUCACUCGAGCGGUGGUGAUCACUAGGCCCACGGGUCGCUCAUCCGGGGAGUUUCCCCCACCGUCGUCACUCGGCGCUUUUCGGGAUGCGUAGGGCGGAUUGUUUACUUUAUUGAUCACUGGCACUAGAGUGUGUGCUGUUUCUACACUUCUACUUACCGACUGUCACAGGUCGUUUCGUUUAAGAUAAUGUACGCGACGGAGGCGGACGGGUGAGGCUGAUUUUAACGUCCCGUGUCUGCACCUUUCUUUACAUAUUACGGGAGUUGCGUGCUUUAUGCACCUUGUGUUUUAACCAGAAUCUGGAGUCUUAAUAGAUAAACGAGUGUAACUCUAAAAAGGGUGUGUCGGUGAUGCGACCCCCGCCAAUUUAAUGUAUCCGACGCUGCGGCCCAUGAUGAUGACGUGAGAUCAUCAUGUGCUGCGGGCCGCUCUCUCGCCGGGCUCUCCGGUGAUCUCGCUCCUCUCACAACUAAAGCUCCCAGAGGAGAGAAAGGUCCACCGGGUAUACUGUCUACUCGGAUUUAAGCUGUCGCUGAUGUACAUGAGAAAUUUCUCCAGACUCUUUUCAGGUAUGAAGGCGUUGUGUCGUUUUGCUCCCCUCCGCUGGGGGUCGGUUCUCACCCCGCUCGCGAUCAGCGGUCCCUGCUUUGAGCUGCGGUGACUAGAGAUGGGAUGAUGAGGGUUGAAGAUUAUGAUUAUUGUCGAUGCUGUUUGGGACUUAAUCCCAGCUCCGUCAGGGUUGUUGUGUUGCUUUGUGGUUAAUCGAGAAUGUAAGCAUUAAAUGUGAGGUGAUUUAACUUGGUUAUGGCAUACGAGGCUGAGUUUAGUCUCGCAAAGCCAGACCAAACUAGGUUGAGUUUGACAUAGGCAGGAUAAUGAAAAGAAAAUAGCAACCUGUAUGCACAUAUACUAUAGUCUAUGUGGAUACCUAAAUUAAAUAAACUACGUUUAAAUAUGGCCUGCCGACAUUAUUGGCUUAUUUUCUCCAGAUAUUUGUAAUCUCAAUGUAAUUGAUUUCCAUGAAAGAAGUUACGGCCCAGUUAACAUAUGCUGAAGUGUCACAAGGGUUUGAACAUGGGGUUACAUGGUUAAUUGAAACCCACUCGUUCCAUCGCAUGCUCCUGAUUUCCGUCUCAGUUUCAUUGGAGAAGCUCCUGCACUAUAAUUGCAUGUACUCCUUUACAUUCUUCUAUGUCGAUAUUUGUUGCAAUGCUGCACACGACAUUUGAUUGGAAGGCCUAUUUGGAUUAUAACUUAUCAAAAUGGGUAUUUGUUUUAUUAUACAGUGUUCAGUCCAUGAAUGUCUACACUACAGCAUAGGGGUAAUUGAAUCAGUAAACACAAGGGGUCAGAAACCCAUGGCCUUUCAGAGCAAAAGAGUUACUUGACUUUUGCAGUGAUUGAAUCUGGCUGAAAUAAAUCAGGAUCCUCCAUCAGUCGAUCAUAAACAGCCAGUAUAGAUAACAGGACAUCAGCCUAAUCGGUCACGUCUAUGGAAUGAAUUAAUAAAUUAUUAUCUUCCACAAAAAGGUGGGAUUAUAAUUAUAUAAACUCUUCUUUGGCUCUUUCAACAACCAUUUCAAUGAGUAACAUGUUGUAUGGCUUUUCAAACUGAAUACCAACACCUGGUACAGACCCUGAGAACAGCUCCACCGAGCAAGCCCAAUGGCUUAAUUUAGCCUUCUGUUUGACAGGCAAUUUCUGUUAAGGUCAUCGUUAUAAAAUUGCAGUAGAUAACAGAUUCCAGAUUGUGCUCGACAUCAGAAGCGAUAAUUAAGAUAAGAUUAUACAAUGUUAACCCAUUUCCUGGUGUUGAGGUUAGCAGCCUCCUACUUUCUUAUUCGCUGGCCUCAUUACUCUGCCUCUCCACAAUGGACGCACACAAUGCACCUGGUCUAGGCAGAGUACAGGUACCGAGCUAUGGCUGGACCGAGGCCUGUGGUGCUGAGCGGACCGUCGGGGGCGGGCAAGAGCACGCUGCUCAAGAAGCUCAUGAAGGAGUACGACGGCGUCUUCGGAUUCAGCGUCUCCCAUACCACAAGACAGCCACGUCCUGGUGAAGAGAAUGGCAAAGACUACCAUUACGUCACGAAGGACGCCAUGCAGACGGCCGUCGCCGACGGCGAGUUCAUCGAGAGCGCCGUGUUCUCGGGGAACAUGUACGGCACGAGCAAGGCGUCGGUGCAGGCGGUCCGCGCCAAGAACCUCAUCUGCAUCCUGGACAUCGACAUGCAGGGCGUGCGCAACAUCAAGAAGACGGACCUCAACGCCAUCUACGUGUCCAUCCAGGCGCCGUCCAUGGACAUCCUGGAGAAGCGUCUGAGGGACAGAAAGACCGAGUCAGAGGAGAGUCUGCAGAAGCGGUUGCAGGCAGCUCGCGUCGAGGUGGAGUUCAGUAAAGAAGAGGGUAUGUUCGACGUCUGCAUCGUCAACGACGUCUUGGAGGACGCCUAUGGGAAGCUGAAGGACGUUCUGCUGGAGGAAAUAAACCAAGUGAAGAAAACCGGCAUGACUUUGUAAAGAAACGCUGGAAUACGGACACUUGGAAGGUGCUGCCCGUCACUCCUCUCUCCC
This is a messenger RNA of Gadus chalcogrammus (walleye pollock), 2933 nucleotides long. RefSeq names its product guanylate kinase 1a (gene guk1a). Gene Ontology annotation, cellular component: cytosol. Lineage: Eukaryota; Metazoa; Chordata; Actinopteri; Gadiformes; Gadidae. The record is from RefSeq and is a predicted model, not a curated record. The coding region runs from base 2280 to 2879 and encodes 199 amino acids. Gene Ontology annotation, biological process: purine nucleotide metabolic process. Gene Ontology annotation, molecular function: GMP kinase activity. The transcript is spliced from 7 exons.